Molecule: messenger RNA, 3185 nt
Organism: Hevea brasiliensis (rubber tree)
Lineage: Eukaryota; Viridiplantae; Streptophyta; Magnoliopsida; Malpighiales; Euphorbiaceae
Product: periodic tryptophan protein 2
Exons: 7
Coding region: 181-2865 (894 amino acids)
Biological process (GO): maturation of SSU-rRNA from tricistronic rRNA transcript (SSU-rRNA, 5.8S rRNA, LSU-rRNA); ribosomal small subunit assembly
Cellular component (GO): Pwp2p-containing subcomplex of 90S preribosome; small-subunit processome
Molecular function (GO): protein binding
Source: RefSeq, a predicted model, not a curated record
UAACGACCAAUAAACCCUAACAAAGCUGACUUCCGUUUCUGCUGACAAACUAAAGCUUGGAACUUUGAAGAGUUUAUUAGCCGGAUUGCUGAUUCUUCAAUUUCCAGUCUCUUUCCUUCACCUUCUCUGCUUCCAAACGAAGAACAAUAUAGUGUAGGAUUAUAUUGUUCGUUAAAAGAAAUGAAUUAUAGAUUCCAAAAUUUGCUAGGAGCUCCCUACAGAGGAGGCAACGCUAUAAUCACCCAAAAUACCCAAUUAAUCUCUCCGGUUGGUAAUCGUGUUUCCAUCACUGACCUUGUAAAAUCCCAAACCAUAACCCUUCCUGUCCAAUCAUCCUCUAACAUCCGCCGUCUCGCUGCCUCCCCCGACGGCACCUUUCUUCUUACUGUUGACGAGAACAACCGCUGCCAUUUCAUUAAUAUACCACGCCGCGUGGUCCUCCACCGUAUAACUUUCAAAAAACCCGUAAAUGCCAUCAGGUUUAGCCCCGACGGCAAGUUCAUUGCGGUUGCCACAGGAAAAUUGGUCCAAAUAUGGAGGUCCCCGGGGUUCAAGAAGGAAUAUUUCGCCUUCGAAUUGGUUAGGACUCUUGCGGACUGCGAGGACACGGUUACGGCUUUGGAUUGGAAUUUAGAUUGUAAGUAUUUGUUAGUAGGGUCCAAGGACUUGACUGCGAGACUUUUUUGUGUUGAGAAAUUGCAGGAAGGGAUUUUGAAUAAGCCUUUUUUGUUUUUGGGGCAUAGAGAUGCAGUUGUUGGGUGUUUCUUUGGUUUUGAUAAGAAAACGAAAAAUGUUGAUAAGGUUUAUACAAUUGCCCGUGAUGGUUAUAUUUUUAGCUGGAGUUAUAAUGGCAAUGAUGAUAAAUUCAGCGAUGACGAUGAGCAAGAUUCAGAGCCACCCUCUCCAGGGACACCAGAGCGUGAUGGCAAAGGGAAUUUGGAUAGUGGAAGCCAGAGUAACCUGAAAAAAAGAAAGGAUUUUGAUGGGAAGGAUGGUAAUUUGGGUGUAAAAGAGGGUUAUUUGCAUAAAGGGAAAUGGGAAUUGCUAAGGAAAGAUGGGUUUAUGCAAUCUCAAACAAAAUUGACUGCUUGUGAUUACCAUAGCUUGCUUGAUAUGGUGGUAGUAGGGUUUUCUAAUGGUGUCUUUGGGUUAUACCAAAUGCCAGAUUUUGUUUGCAUUCAUCUGUUGUCAAUUUCGAGGGAAAAGAUUACUACUGCUGUGUUUAAUGAGACCGGGAAUUGGUUAACAUUUGGAUGUGCAAAGUUAGGGCAACUGCUUGUGUGGGAAUGGCGGUCAGAGAGUUAUAUAUUGAAGCAACAAGGGCAUUACUUUGAUGUGAAUUGCUUGGCUUAUUCACCAGAUUCACAAUUAUUGGCUACUGGGGCAGAUGAUAACAAAGUGAAGGUGUGGACUGUUUCAUCAGGCUUUUGUUUUGUAACAUUCUCAGAGCACACUAAUGCAGUUACUGCACUCCAUUUUAUGGCUAAUAACCAUUGUCUUUUGAGUGCAUCAUUGGAUGGGACAGUUCGUGCAUGGGAUUUAUUUCGCUAUCGAAAUUUUAGGACAUUUACCACCCCUUCUUCAAGGCAGUUUGUUUCUUUAGCAGCAGACCAAAGUGGUGAAGUAAUUUGUGCAGGAACUUUGGAUUCUUUUGAGAUAUUUGUUUGGUCAAUGAAGACCGGCCGUUUGUUGGAUGUCCUUAGUGGACAUGAAGGCCCUGUGCAUGGAUUGAUGUUUUCUUCUACAAAUGCAGUGUUAGCUUCAUCAUCAUGGGACAAAACUGUUCGCUUGUGGGAUGUUUUUGAAGGAAAAGGUGCUGUUGAAACAUUUUCUCAUACGCAUGAUGUUCUUACGGUAGUUUAUCGCCCAGAUGGCAGGCAAUUGGCUUGCAGCACCUUAGAUGGGCAGAUUCAUUUCUGGGACCCUAUCAAUGGCUUGUUAAUGUACACCAUUGAGGGCCGUAGGGAUAUUGCUGGAGGACGCCUCAUGACUGAUCGUAGAUCAGCUGCUAAUUCAACUGCAGGAAAGUGCUUCACAACUUUAUGCUAUUCUGCAGAUGGAAGUUGCAUACUAGCUGGUGGAAGUAGCAAAUACAUCUGUAUGUAUGACGUUGCUGAUCAGGUUCUUUUGCGCCGUUUUCAGAUAACCCACAACCUCUCACUAGAUGGAGUGCUUGAUUUCUUGAACUCAAAGAAAAUGACAGAUGCUGGUCCACUUGAUUUAAUUGAUGAUAAUGACUCUGAUACAGAAGAAGGUGUUGAUAAACAAGUUCGCGGAAAGUUGGGUUAUGAUUUACCAGGGUCCAUGCCCAAUCGUGGAAGGCCUAUUAUUCGAACAAAAUGCCUGAGAAUUGCACCCACUGGUAGGAACUUUUCUGUGGCAACAACGGAAGGAGUUCUAGUUUAUUCAAUUGAUGAAUCUUUUAUCUUUGAUCCCACGGAUCUUGACAUAGAUGUUACACCAGAGGCAGUUGAUGAAGCACUAAAUGAGGAUCAACCAAACAGAGCUUUGAUUAUCAGCCUUCGCCUGAAUGAGGAUUCUCUAAUAAAGAAGUGCAUUUUUGCUGUCAACCCAUUAGAUAUACCAGUUGUCGCCUCCUCAGUCCCUUACAGAUAUCUACAAAGGUUAAUAGAGGCACUUGCUGAUCUUUUGGAAAGCUGUCCACACUUGGAGUUUAUACUUCGUUGGUGUCAGGAGCUAUGCAAAGCUCAUGGUAACUCUAUUCAACAGAAUUCCAGAAAUCUUCUUCCAUCUUUAAAAUCUUUGCAGAAGGCUAUUACCAGAAUGCAUCAGGACUUGUCAGAUACUUGUUCUUCUAAUGAAUAUAUGCUCCGAUAUUUAUGCUCUGCAAGCAAUAAGAAAUGAUGGACAUCACCUUAUUGGUUGAAGAGUUAACUUUAAAGCCUGGUUGUUAACAUAUGGUGUCUGGGUUCACGCGACAUAAGCCUUGACGAGCGAAAGGCUCUCACUUGUUGCUUCAAACUGCUCCCAAAUGUUGAAAUUCAUCGGGAAGCAUAUACGGCAAGCUCUUUCAUCUCGUUUUUUUUUUUAAUUUUUUUUAUUGCUUUUAUUGGCAAUCCUGAUGGAUCCAAAAAUGCAGUAAAAGUGAUUGUAAUUGGAAACAUUCAAAUUAUAAGCAUUCCUGUACGAUAUGCUGCUGUUUGUCUAUGAAAAUUUUGAUUGUA